CACCCGUCCCCAUUGCACAGAGGCGCACGUCCCCACUCCACCCACCCCUCUCGCCAGCGAAUGGUCGCUUCCAACCGGGUGGCCAUGUUUGCCGCUUAUAAUCGCGAGCGCAGGCGAAGCCAGAGGCUGCUUUUCAUGCGAGCGGGGAGGGCGCUCGGGAGGAGGGGCAGUGGCAGCAGCAGCAGCCGCCGCGUCAGGCGCCGGGGAAGAAGGCGAGCAGCAGCAGCAGCGGCCGGAGCCUCGUCGUCGUCGCCCUCGCCCCCCUCAGCAGCAGCAUGGCCGUGGCGGUGGGGAGACCCUCGAACGAUGAUCUCCGAAACCUGUCCCUCUCGGGCCACGUCGGUUUUGACAGCCUCCCUGAUCAGCUGGUCAAUAAGUCAACCUCGCAGGGUUUCUGCUUCAACAUCCUUUGUGUUGGGGAAACGGGCAUUGGCAAAUCGACGCUCAUGGACACCCUGUUCAACACAAAGUUUGAAAGUGACCCAGCCACUCACAACGAGCCUGGCGUGCGGUUGAAAGCAAGGAGUUACGAACUUCAGGAGAGCAACGUCCGCCUGAAGCUGACGAUCGUUGACACGGUGGGAUUUGGAGACCAGAUCAACAAAGAUGACAGCUACAAGCCCAUUGUGGAAUACAUAGACGCCCAGUUUGAAGCCUACCUGCAGGAGGAACUGAAGAUCAAGCGCUCCCUCUUUAAUUACCACGACACCAGGAUUCACGCUUGCUUAUACUUCAUCGCACCUACCGGUCACUCGCUGAAAUCUCUUGAUCUGGUCACCAUGAAGAAGCUCGACAGUAAGGUGAACAUCAUCCCCAUAAUCGCCAAAGCUGACACCAUUGCGAAAAACGAGCUGCAUAAAUUCAAGAGCAAAAUCAUGAGCGAGCUGGUCAGCAACGGAGUCCAGAUCUACCAGUUCCCCACGGAUGAAGAGACAGUGGCCGAGAUUAAUGCCACAAUGAGUGAAAAUAUGUCUGGCAAAGCAACUGAAGGCUCCCAUGGUCUUCCUCUGCCUCUUGCCUUGCAGGUCCACCUCCCGUUUGCUGUGGUUGGCAGCACCGAAGAAGUGAAAAUUGGCAAUAAGAUGGCCAAGGCCAGGCAAUACCCAUGGGGAGUCGUGCAAGUUGAAAAUGAAAACCACUGUGACUUUGUGAAGCUGCGUGAAAUGCUCAUAAGAGUGAACAUGGAGGACUUGAGGGAACAGACUCACAGCCGACAUUACGAGCUCUAUCGCCGCUGCAAGCUGGAAGAGAUGGGGUUCAAAGACACAGACCCUGACAGCAAACCAUUCAGUCUGCAAGAGACUUAUGAAGCCAAGAGGAAUGAGUUCCUGGGUGAGCUCCAGAAAAAGGAGGAGGAAAUGAGGCAAAUGUUCGUCAUGCGGGUAAAGGAAAAAGAAGCCGAGUUGAAAGAAGCAGAAAAGGAUCUUCACGAGAAGUUUGACCACCUAAAGCGGACUCACCAGGAAGAGAAGAAGAAAGUGGACGACAAGAAGAAGGAGCUCGAGGAGGAGCUGGGCAAUUUCCAGAAGAAGAAAGCAGCAGCCCAGUUGCUCCAGUCACAAGGGCAGCAGGCUGGCUCUCAGCAAACCAAGAAAGACAAGGACAAGAAAAACUUCUUCUUUAUGUAGCUGUCAGUCACCUUGCCAAGGUCCACUUCCCUCUCUCCUAAUGGACAGUAGCGCAUUAGAGGAGCCAGCAUGGCGUAUUGCCAGACACGCUCAUUGGGAGACAAGUUACCUCAUUCUUCCACCACCUCUGCCUUUCUGUCUUUUUCGAAAACUGUGACUCACCGCGGUGUGCGUGUGCGUGUGUGUCUGUGCGUAUGUGUGCGUCUCUUUCCCGAGUUGUCCGUCCACUCGCCGCUGGCGACCGAUCUUGACUUUUCACACUGCCCAGACUGAGAGACACAAAAGGUGGCAGAGAAAACUUGGGUGGCACCCAAGACAUUGCACUGGGAAUUUUCUUCUUCCUUUCCUUUUGAUACAACGGGCACCUGCCGCUCGACACGAGAACAAGGAAAUUGUGGACUGCAAAAGAGUGUGUGUGUGUGUUUGCAUGAAAGAGGGAAAGGGGUGUGUGUGUGUGUGUGUGUGUAAAAGCCAGAGAUGGUUGCUCAAGCGUUAAAACCCUACGCAGCUCUAGCACUAAAUUUAAUUCUCUCCAAGAGACACCGCAAAAAAUGGUUGCUCUGAAAGCCAUAUGAACUCUCAAGGGUUCCCAGUAUUUGUCUUCAUAACCCUCGCUAAAUUGAGGGUGGGGGAAGUAACGACGACACCGGUUUGGACAUACCCGAACUUAAGGAAGGAGCCAUCCAUGUUUCAGAUUGCAACCUGCUUUUAAUCAGGUUUCAUUUGUGUAGGUUGUCCCACAGAAACUCAGGCUUGGCCCUGCAGGUACACUUGGCAGGAUGCAGUCACCAAUCCCGACUCUUUUUGCGUGUGAUGCUCAUAUUUAUCUCGUUCACGCAUUGUAUUCUCAGGUGUAUGCUUGAUUAUUAUUUCUCAAGAAUAUACUUAAAAUGCAAUGGGUGAAAGUGGUCUGAGAAGAAAAAUUCCCGUUUUUACUUUCUUUCUUUCCCUCAUCUGGGGUGUAAGGGCUGAUAUCUUGGAUUUUCAAACUGGCCCACCUUUAAGAAAUGAAGACAAUUGUCCCAGUUCAAGAGACCAGCAGCCUAGACACUUGUAGGUCUCAACACUUCUGGUUUCGAUUCAGAGGAGCACUGAACUGCCAUUGAGUCUCAUGGUCUGCUCUGUGAAGGCUGUUGCUGAACUGGAAUGGGAUGGGACGAAACUCUGGGCACUAUUCUCUGAUCACCACCAAAGCCACAUGAGACCAAGGACAUGAGCACAAUGGCUUCGGUAUUAGGUGCAAAAUUCAGCAGCCUGGGGCACUUUGGAAAGAGAAGAAAUUAAGAAGAUUUCUUGUCCUCCUAGCUGCAACUAGGUUAGGGUUGAAAGCAUAUGUAAAAUCUCUAAAGACAUAGGGGUGUUAAGGAGAGUUUGCACUUCCAAGUGACUAGCAAAGAGGGAAUAUGGUAACUUGCACCAAUCGCAGGAUUUUUGAUUUCUGCAGUGCAGCCCAUAUUGAAGUCCACAGUACACAAAGCUCUGCUUAAGUCACAUGUAAAUUAGAGCAGGGUUUCCCAGUCUUGGGUCUCCAUCUGUUUUGGGACUACAACUCCCAUCAUCCCUAGCUAGCAGGACCAGUGGUCAGAGGUGAUGGGAAUUGUAGUCCAAAAACAGAUGGAGACCUAAGAUUGGGAAACCCUGAAUUAGAGUUUCAACGAUAAAUCAAUUCCAGCGGGGUGUAGCAAUUAAAAAUGUGCCCCCUUGUUGAGUGGGCACUUUGUCCCUGAGUCAUGUUUGAGAAGGUUCAGUGGCAUGCAGCAAAAAGUCCCACAAAAUCAAAACGUGUAAGGUGAUAGCAACAUACAGAAACAAUAUAAGGGACUGCUCUUCUGCUUUGUGCAACUGACAGGCGGCACUGAUGGGGUUAUCCCUCCAGGAAGUCUUUAUAUACCAACACCAAAACCUUAAAGUUGACCAGGUAGCAUGUCACCUUGA
This is a messenger RNA of Podarcis raffonei (Aeolian wall lizard), 3563 nucleotides long. It is a transcript of the gene SEPTIN11, whose product is annotated as septin 11. The coding region runs from base 276 to 1628 and encodes 450 amino acids. Gene Ontology annotation, biological process: cytoskeleton-dependent cytokinesis. The transcript is spliced from 10 exons. Gene Ontology annotation, cellular component: cell division site; septin ring; microtubule cytoskeleton. Lineage: Eukaryota; Metazoa; Chordata; Lepidosauria; Squamata; Lacertidae. The record is from RefSeq and is a predicted model, not a curated record. Gene Ontology annotation, molecular function: GTPase activity; molecular adaptor activity; GTP binding.